GUUUUCUCUGAAGUAUAUAGAAAGAGUCGUGGAGCAGGGAGACAGGAAAGAACCGAGAACCAGGCAGUGAGAGGGGGGAUGGUAGUGGCUCGGUUUGGAGGAAAUCUGGAACCUAUAAACUUGGGCAACUUCUAUGACGAGAAGCAAACGUCACGGCGGUUCAAUUUGGUUGGCUGUACGAUGGACCUUUGACUCCGCCUCAUCCCUUUGAUCAGACCAAUUGCUCAAGAUUCAUUCUUCCUGUUGUCUUAAGCUCAGCUGUCCUAAAACGUCCUGGUGACCAAUCAGUGAAUGGGAUGGGAGGGAGGCUGGAAGUUUCAUGGUCCCCUCCUUUUAAAAAGUCAGAUUCGUAGUUGCUGCUGUCUCACAUGCAGCUACAGGAGCGCGGUGUGAGAACAGUCCAGGCUGCUGUAGUGUAGUGUACACUGACAGAGAGUGGGAAGUGAUGACUGGAAGGUGUGGACGAAGAAGCAAAGUGUCUAUAAAAGCUAUCAGCCGUCAUGGCUUGUCAUGCCUGACUUGUAACAAAGUGUGAAGCUGACGACAGAAGAAGAACGAUACGUCAGAAGAACACGGAGGGUAACAGGAGGAGCUCCUGAGGACGACCAGAACGCAGGAGAACUGUGUGAAAGAAGCAGAGGAGGAGCGGAGCGUAUCAUUCCCUGAGAUACUCAGAGAAGUGACAGAUCGAGGAAUCGAGGAGAGAAGACACAACGUGGCUAAAGCAUGAGAGAGGUGGAGCAGUGUAAUGACGACCACCCUGAGGGAGGGGUGGUCUCCAGCAAGGAGAACACGGGAAGACCACCUUCUAACGCAUGUCCUGUUGUUGUAGCAACGCCGGGGGUCACCAUGCGAAAGCGGCAGACUGGCUCAAGUUCAGAGGAUCACAUUUCCACAGCGACACUCGUCACAUCAGGAGACGAGGACAAGGUCAAGCCGGGGGACGACGUCCAGCUCUACACCCCGGCUGGAACCAAAAGGCUCAAGAGGAGUCCUCAGCACCGGCCACCGUCCUCGGGACCUUCCCUUUCUCCUGUCCCCGGUCCCAGUCCUGGAAGUCUCUCAGCCCUCGAGGACCCACACGCCCAGCGUGUGAUUGCCAACAUCCGGGAGCGACAACGGACACAAUCGCUGAAUGACGCCUUUGCGUCGUUGCGUAAGAUAAUCCCCACACUCCCCUCUGACAAACUCAGCAAGAUCCAGACCCUUAAGUUGGCAUCGCGCUACAUCGACUUCCUGUACCAGGUGCUGCAGAGCGACGAGAUGGACGCGAAACUGGCUGGAUGUAACUACCUCGCACAUGAGAGACUGAGCUAUGCCUUCUCCGUCUGGAGGAUGGAGGGAGCCUGGUCCACCAUGUCAGCUGGUCACUAACUCGGCCUGAAAGCAAUAAGAUUGUUGACAGAAACUUAAAAACCUAAAAACAUAUGAUGGACAAUUAGUCUCGACGCAGUGCAUCUGCUCCCUCCACGGAAAGACCGCCCGACACAAGAUGAGAAUACAGUUUGAUAUCUUUAAUAUUGAACUAGAUAUCAGCUGUAAAUACGAAGGCUUGUGAUGUCAUUGUUUUUGCUUAUUAUUGCUCGUGUGUGCCAAAGACACAUUUCCUAGAUGGUUAUUUUUUGAAUUUUCUUUAAGAUACUUGUAUCAGGACAGGCGACAGACAGAAACGAGCCUGACUCCACACAACAUUCUUUCAGUUCCACAUGCUGAUGUUCAGGAUGCUCUCUCCUAAUGUUGCCCCCACACAGCAGCACAGUGACCCCUCUGACCCCUCUGACCCCUCUGCUCACCCCAGAAAGCAGAAGCUACACCUUCAUCCUCAUCUUCAACCUUGAUUUUAUCACCUAUAACUGCUGUCAGUCACCACCAUCAUCAUCAUCGUCAUCGCGAUCAUCAUCAUAGUCUUUCAACGCCAACUUUUCCGAGACUCUGACACAUACUCGGGAUCCCUGACCACCCCUGAACCCGAGCGACAGUGGAAAAGAAGCUGUGGGCAGCUGUCCUCCUGACUUCACUUUCUCCUCUUCAUAACCAAAACCAAGCUCCUUUGUUUUUUCAAGAGCCAAAAUAAAAACCUCUCCUCUCGAAAUUCCUUCCUCUCAUUUUGGCCCAAAUUUGCUUGCGUUGCACGAAAGCCCCGAUACAGCGAGCUGACGAGGAGGCGUAAUGAAAACAAACGGCCUCUAAAAGCCAUGAAUCACGUGUGUCACCAUCAAAGGGGAGGCUGAUGUGGCUCCCCGCUGGGCUUCCAUACAUAAACCGCUGGGAGUGAUAGAGUGAGGUGAGAGCUGAUUUAUACACACACAAAUGAGCGUACAUGUACUGGCGUAGUCAUGCACCCACACCCAAGCGCAGAAACCCACUCGUGUUGACUUUAAAAAAAAGAAGAAAAAAAAGAACUCAAGCGCUGUUCGUUUUCUUUAAAAGUUGACGUCUAUAAUUACCAAAUUAUACACAUGCACCAAGCAUUUUGUAUUAUUGUAGCUCUGAUUUAAGAAGUAGAAGAAAAACACACACACACCACCUGCAAAACCUGGCCUUCCUCUCAUAUUAAACCACACCACAAGGUAACAGGAGUUGACACGCUGUUUGUAUUCAACACAUAUGAGAUCCACUUGGUUCCUUCGUUGCCAGUAUGCAGUCGCCUAACAUCAGAAUGUCCCAGGGAGGCGGCUCAUGUUUCCAGCUCUCCUAUAGACACUCAUGAGACCGACAAUCAGCCGAGGACCAACCUUCACUGACACGUUAGAAGGCACACGACAUUCAAAAACAAGUCAGCCUUAAGAUACAGAGGCAGCAAAACUUUGUGCCACUUUUCCUUCAAACCUCACCUACGAUGACCUUUCUGCUCUGUGCCACCUCUGAAUCCAACACAGCUCGCAUGAUUUUCCUGUCAUUUGUGGUAGUGUAGUGGGAGAUGAGGUACAAUAAGAUGUACUUUUAUUGACCCUGCAUCGUGGAAGCUCAGAAAUCGAAGCCGUACGAGCAUCUGUGGGCGAGAAUGACGCGCUCCUCCAUUGUUGUUCGUUUAAUUGGUGAGAAAGGGGUUAAAGGGUCUUUUAGUCAGAAGAAGUCCAGAAAGACUGUUUACAAAUAAUUACUCUGGGAGGAGGAAACAUAGGCUUUAACAAAAACAAGGAGGUGGCCUCACUCUUGACCUCUCCCUUGAAACCGCCGCCUCAGACGAACUCUGACAUCAACACUCAGCGCUUGAGUCCGACGCGGCCGUUCCUCACAUGCGUCACAUCUGAUCUGAUCGGCAAUCAGAUUCCUUUGUCCACACAGCCCAAAGAUCUGAUCUAAUCUGAGUCACAUUAGCGGGAAAAAUUGGAUACGAGUCACUUCCGUCUGGUCAUCUGAACAGCCACAGUUCAAGCAUGUAAACUGAGGUCAGUUGAAAAAUAAAUAAAUAGAACAAGGCUGCUUUCUUUCUCCUGAUAGAAGUAACUGUGCCUAACACGUGGUUACCACGGUAACAUGUCUGCGUUUCUGUCUUUCCAGCUGCCGAUGAAAGUGACUGCGAUCUUCCUUGUACAUCUCAACGUCAGGCAACCUCUUUCCUGCUACUCAAAACAAAUGGAAAUGAUGCAAAUGGGAACCUUUACGUACACCGCAAAACAAAAGAAAAAAAGAGCGAGAGACAAUUUAUUAAAAUCAUUUUUUUUUUGUUGAUGAAAAUGCAGAAUGACUUUGACAACAUGUUUCUCUCCUGUUCACACUUAAUAUGUACAUAGGAGCAUUUCACUGGAAUAAGACGAUAAGACGUCACCCUCAGACGGUGAUCAGUGUCUUCAUCUCUUCUACAUUCGUUUACAGAAUGAGGGAGGGCCUUUUUUUUUUUGAGGAGCAUUUACUUGAAGUAUAUACAGAGCUGGAAAAAAAGCCCGACACUCAGCACAGAGUGAUGGAUUAUGAACAGUACGAGCAGAAACAGUGCGUGUGUGAUUGUUUGUCUGAAAAAUUAAAGUGUCUUCAAACUUC
Molecule: messenger RNA, 3984 nt
Organism: Solea senegalensis (Senegalese sole)
Lineage: Eukaryota; Metazoa; Chordata; Actinopteri; Pleuronectiformes; Soleidae
Product: twist-related protein 2-like
Exons: 2
Coding region: 727-1374 (215 amino acids)
Biological process (GO): developmental process; regulation of transcription by RNA polymerase II
Molecular function (GO): DNA-binding transcription factor activity, RNA polymerase II-specific; protein dimerization activity; RNA polymerase II transcription regulatory region sequence-specific DNA binding
Source: RefSeq, a predicted model, not a curated record